CAUGAAGAGCAGAGGGUUGAAAUAACUUCGCAUCGCUUCUGUUGUCGGAGCUGCGCGUAUGUGCCCCUCAGAGUCUGUGUCGUUUUGAAGAAGGACGUUCUCUGUGUGUGUCUUCUUAAACUUGCACCCGGUUGAAUAUAAACUUCAGGAUUUUUUUUUUCUUUUUCGUUAGCUUAGCCUGCUAACGGGGCCUUUUGUGCGCAGAAACAGUUUGUGUCAUUGUGUGAAAAUGUCUGAAGUCCAGAUUCUGAGAGCGUUACUGAAGCAGCGAUUACCUGCAGAUGAUGAAGAGAUAUUUGAGCUGUUUGAAAGAACAACAGCAGAAUACGAGGAGGAACUUUGUGGUUUAAAAGAGGAGAACGAACGACAAAGAAAACUACUGGAUGCUGCUUUUAACUCCGACGACAAAACAGAUGUGCAGCAGCUGUUGAUACAAGGAACAGAGGUUCCCCCUGAGCAACAAGCAUGGAUGUCCUGUCUGGACCAGGAGUGCCCUGAGCUGCAUCACAUUAAAAAGGAAGAGGAGGAACUGUGGAGCUGUGAGGAACAACAAUACCUGCAAGUGCUGGAGGUUAAUUCCUCCUUGUAUGCAAAUGAUGAGGUGAAACCCGAGUCUUCACUUUGUCAUCAGCCACAACAUGAGGAGAACAGGGAGGCUGAGUCUCUUGGCAGCUGCUCAGCUGAACAGAGGAAAACUGAAGAUUAUAAAGAGGACAUGGGAGGAUCAGAACCAGUUGACAGGUUAGAUCAAGAUAGUUAUUCCCAUCCACAUAGUGACUUCAUGAUGCAACACUUUCCUGGACCUAAAAGUGGUGUCAGCUGUGUUGAUUGGAAGGAGACCAAGAAAGCUAAAUCAGGUUUAAAUGCUCUGAAAUAUAAAAUAAUCCCUGUUUGUGAUAACAGAUGUAAUGCUGGUGUGAAACCAUUUAACCCUGAUUGUGAUCAAAGGCUUGUCCAUAACAGUAAUUUGAAGAGACACGAGGGAAUUCAUGCAGAAGAGAAACUGUUUUGCUGUUGUGAGUGUGGUGAAACAUUUAACCGAAAUGGCAAUCUGAAAACCCAUAUGAUGGUUCAUACAGGAAAGAAAACCUUCAAAUGUUCUGAAUGUGGAAAAGCAUUUCGCCAAAAGAGUCAUUUGAAGAGGCAUGUGACCACUCAUAUGGCAAAGACAUCAUUUAAGUGUCCUGAGUGUGGUGAAACAUUUCACAGAAACAACAAUCUGAAAACUCAUAUGAUGGUUCAUACAGAAAAGAAAACAUUUAAGUGCUCUGAAUGUGGAAAAGCAUUUAACCAAAGCAGCAGUCAGAAGAGACACAUGUUAAUUCAUACAGGAGAAAAACUCUUCAGUUGCUCUGUGUGCAGGAAAACAUUUAGCAGAAAGAGUAUUCUGAAAACCCAUAUGUUAAUUCAUACAGGAGAAAGACCCUUUAGCUGUUCUGAGUGUGAAAAAACAUUUCACACAAACAGCAAUUUAAAAACUCAUAUGCUAAGUCAUACAGGAAAGAAAAUAUUCAAGUGUUCUGAAUGUGGAAAAUUAUUUCCCCUGAAGGGUAAUUUGAAGCGACAUAUGACCAUCCAUAUGGGAAUGACACCAUUUAUGUGUUUUGAGUGUGGAAAAACAUUUAACCAAAACAGUAGUCUGAAAGGCCAUAUGCUAAUUCAUACAGGAGAAAGACCCUUCAGCUGUUCUGAGUGUGGAAAAACAUUUAACCAAAACAACGGUCUGAAAAGCCAUAUGCUGAUUCACACAGGAGAAAAACCCUUCAGUUGUUCCGAGUGUGGAAAAGCUUUUAACAAAAACAGCCGUCUGAAAGUCCAUAUGUUAAAUCAUACAGGAGAAAGACCCUUUAGCUGUUUUGAGUGUGGAAAAGGAUUUGCCCAAUGUCGUGAUUUGAAGAAGCAUAUGACCAUCCAUUUAAGAAAGAAAUCAUUUAAAUAUAUCAAAGGAUCUGGAAAAGGAAACACUAGUGAUAUUCCCUCCAGGCUUCAGACUACCUGUGCUGAAGGAGUUAAAACAAGCAGGAAUUAGAAUUAAUCAUCUUGAGUGUAAAAGCGAAGAGUAAAAUAUUAAAAAUUAAGAUAAUUGUGUCUGUGGUUGAGAUGUGUGGAUCAGCUCCAAUGCCAUCCAAACCCACUGCUAAAAAUAAAUCAUCAGCUCUCACUGAAGAUUUUGACAUGAAAUCACAUAUAUGUAAACUCUGCAAAUAAUCCAUGGCUCACAUGCGUUAUGAACUGUAGGAGGCGGUCAGUACAGCUCAUGGAUCGACUGAUCCAAUCCACCAAUAAUCAGAAUGUUUUUUUGUUUUGUUUUUUCUUUAUCAUUUGCCCUGCCUGACCCAUGGAUAAUCUGCAGUGUCUGUGGAUAAUCUGUGCAUCUGUAGUAUGUGAAAAUAAAAAUUAGAUGACAGGUAGUUGUCAUUAAAAAGCUAUGAAUUAAUCAAAAUGUUUGAGGAAUAAUAACCAAUGAACUUCUGUAUGCAUUAUUUGAACUUUUUUUUAUAUGUUAAAUGAAUUCAAGUCCUGUGUUAAAUGUGUUGUAAUGUUUCAGAAUAUCACUGUGUCAUUUUUGAUCGAGGACAGGAACCUGAUAUCGUCAAAACCACUGUGUGAUGGUUAAUGCUUGGGCUAGAAUUAUUCACCCAUCAAUUUAUUCAAAAAUUGUCAUGCUGAUUAAUCAACUAAGUGGGAGAUUAAUGCAAUGACUGACCAACCAACUUAAUUGAAUAUUAAGCAUGUAUGUCUGGGACAAGUUUGUAUAA
This is a messenger RNA of Thalassophryne amazonica, 2759 nucleotides long. RefSeq names its product gastrula zinc finger protein XlCGF57.1-like. The record is from RefSeq and is a predicted model, not a curated record. Gene Ontology annotation, biological process: regulation of transcription by RNA polymerase II. The transcript has 2 exons. Lineage: Eukaryota; Metazoa; Chordata; Actinopteri; Batrachoidiformes; Batrachoididae. Gene Ontology annotation, molecular function: RNA polymerase II cis-regulatory region sequence-specific DNA binding; DNA-binding transcription activator activity, RNA polymerase II-specific. Gene Ontology annotation, cellular component: nucleus. Bases 230 to 2029 code for a protein of 599 amino acids.